ACCUAAUGAACGUAUCCGCUAGUAUACUUGUAUGCCAACCUCUCACAAUUACUUCGUAACUGGUGGGUACAGUUCUUGACAAGUGUCUUAACUCAUUCGCAGUUCAGUCGAGAAGCGAGCGAGACAAGUGUUUUUAUCUCGUACGAGUAUAUUAUUAACGUAUUAGCUAUGGGUCUCGAAGAGGAAGUUCCGCUUAAUUAUCAUCUCGGACAUUUAGCGUUUGACAAUUUUCGUCGUCACGAAAAUAUUGUUUUUCAGAUCGAUGCAGCGACAGGUGAAGAAGAGAGCUACGGAUCAGUAUUGAAUCGCUCCAUCAGAUUAGCGCAAGCGCUGAGAGCGUUUGGUCUGAGCCCGGGAGAUGUCGUCGCUAUAAGCGGACCCAACCAUUUGGACCUUUGCAUACCGUUUUACGCAGCACUGUUUAACGGUUUACCAAUUGUUGGCGUCGAUCCCUAUUUUAAAUAUGAGGAAGUGCGGGCGCUUUUAAAAUUAACGAGUCCAAGAAUAGCGUUUUGCCAAAAUGAAUCCCACGACGUUUACGCGAAGGCUGCAGCGGACCUCGGGCUGGAUGUUAAACUGGUGACUUUUGACGAAGGAGAGUGCACCAUGCAAAAGUUUUUAGAGAUGUACUACAGACAAGGGUCCGAGGAUGAUUUUGAGAUAGCAGACUUUGACCAAGAGAAAAUAUACGCCUUCCUCGUUAGCACCAGUGGCACUUCGGGCAAAGUGAAAUUCGCUGCGAUCAAGCACCGGCCGGUGCUGCUCAAACAGUUAUGGCUCAAGCAAUUGCAGUACAAAUCAACCAGCCAAGAACGGAAAGAAUCGACCAAGAAGAUUUUGGCUCUGUCACCAGUUAACUGGAUAUCCAAAUAUGUCACGUUGACAAUGUCUACAGUCGAAGGCCUCACUCUACUGCAGACUUCUAUACCAGACAACUUGGACCAUGUUAUAGACAUUAUAAACAAGUAUAAACCUGAAUCAACUUUAUUCAGUCCCGCAAUGAUUGCAUGUCUGCUAGCAAGGAAAGAUGAAGUCGAUCUAACUUGUUUCGAAAGCAUUUCUGUUGCGGGAUCUAAGAUAUAUCUUGAUGUUCUUACAGAAUUUAAGAAACUCCUAGACAAAAAGUGUAUGAUUAUAGAAGCUUAUGGUCAAACCGAAAUGCUUGGGCCAAUCCUGGCGUUCAGCCCAUUCGCUCCGCCUGGCAGUUGUGGAGUACCUGUAGACAUGUACAGUAUAAAGUUGGUGAAUCCAGACACUGGUGAAGAAAUAAAAGAGGCGAACGUGACAGGCGAAAUUUGGGCUAAAGGGCUUAGCUUCUCGGAAUACUACAAAGACCCGGAGGAAACUGCCCAGGCGUUCACUGAAGAUGGCUACUUCAAAACGGGAGAUUUACUGUAUCGCGACCAAAACAACAACUAUUACUUUGUGGACAGAAUUAAAAUGUUAAUUAAGUACAGAAAUUCACACGUAUUACCGACAGAGUUAGAGGAAGUAAUACAGAAACAUCCAGGGGUGAAAGAGGUUUGUGUUGUGGGUAUCGAUGAUCCCGUCGAUGGCCAGAGACCGCUGGCUUGCGUCGUUAGACAAAAGGGAUCUGACGUGACGGCACAGGAGAUCCAGGAAUUGGUAGCAAGUAAUCUUUCGUCAAAAAAGGAACUUCGCGGAGGCGUAAUAUUCUGUGAAAGUCUACCAUACACGUCUUCAGAGAAGCUUUGUAGAAGUAAAAUCAAAGAGAUGGCUCUAAGAAUACUGAACAACAGUUAAUGUCUACAGUAGUCUCAAUAGUUUAACUGGUGGUGGACUGACAUUCAAUUCGCCUGAUUAGCUUCGAUUCAAAUGACCCAUGGACUAUUGUCAUACAAUUAGUAUUUUUAGUAAAUUGGUAUACAAUAGUCCAAAUUAGUAUUACUUUCCGUUUAGUUAAAUAAGAAUUAUUAAUUAUAAAAGUACAAGUAACCAUUAAAAUAUAAGAUAUUUAAGUAUAAUCUUUAAUAUAUGAGUAAGCAAAACAUUUUGAGAGAUUAAAAUAAUUGUACCUAAUAGUAGUAUUCUUAAUAUAUUCAAAAUAGUA
Bicyclus anynana (squinting bush brown) is the source of this 2071-nucleotide messenger RNA. Its product is annotated as luciferin 4-monooxygenase-like. The record is from RefSeq and is a predicted model, not a curated record. NCBI's taxonomy places the organism in Eukaryota, Metazoa, Arthropoda, Insecta, Lepidoptera, Nymphalidae. Gene Ontology annotation, biological process: long-chain fatty acid metabolic process; fatty-acyl-CoA biosynthetic process. Gene Ontology annotation, molecular function: long-chain fatty acid-CoA ligase activity. The transcript has 11 exons. Bases 169 to 1764 code for a protein of 531 amino acids.